Messenger RNA from Nothoprocta perdicaria, 6803 nucleotides. RefSeq names its product ADP ribosylation factor guanine nucleotide exchange factor 2 (gene ARFGEF2). Gene Ontology annotation, biological process: regulation of ARF protein signal transduction. NCBI's taxonomy places the organism in Eukaryota, Metazoa, Chordata, Aves, Tinamiformes, Tinamidae. The record is from RefSeq and is a predicted model, not a curated record. Gene Ontology annotation, molecular function: guanyl-nucleotide exchange factor activity. The transcript has 39 exons. The coding region runs from base 1 to 5358 and encodes 1785 amino acids.
AUGCAGCCCCCGGCCCGCGAGCAGGACACGCGCACCAAGAGCAUGUUCGUGUCGCGGGCGCUCGAGAAGAUCCUGGCCGAGAAGGAGGCGAAGCGGCCGCCGCACGGGCAGCUGCGCAGGGCCUGCCAGGUGGCGCUGGGCUAUUUUAGAGAAGGCACUGCUGCUCCACCCAAAGCAAACUUCAUCGAGGCAGAUAAGUAUUUCCUUCCAUUCGAGCUGGCCUGCCAGUCCAAGUCUCCACGCAUUGUCAGUACUUCAUUGGAUUGCUUACAGAAACUCAUUGCAUAUGGACAUAUCACUGGCAAUGCUCCAGAUAGUGGAGCUCCUGGAAAACGGCUGAUUGACCGAAUAGUCGAAACAAUUUGCAAUUGCUUUCAGGGUCCUCAAACAGAUGAAGGAGUACAAUUGCAAAUAAUUAAGGCUCUCCUUACUGCAGUAACAUCUCCGUAUAUUGAGAUUCAUGAAGGAACAAUUCUGCAGACUGUUAGAACCUGUUACAACAUCUAUCUGGCCAGUAAAAAUCUCAUUAAUCAGACAACUGCCAAAGCUACCCUUACACAGAUGCUAAAUGUCAUUUUUACACGAAUGGAAAAUCAAGCUAUACAAGAAGCCAGGGAAGUGGAAAAAACAAAUAAUCAGAAAUCCCAAUCUCCUGCAAUUCAAAUCGUGACAAGGUCUCCAAAGAUUGGWCACUUAAAGCACAGUUAUCAGGAGAGCAAACCCACUGCUCCUGUAAGCCUGGAGUUAACUAAUGGUGAGCCUGAGCAGACAGAAAAUGGAGAGGUGAAGUCAGAGCAACAUCARCUUCCUUCAGUAUCAGAGGAAACACCUGAUGGAGGAAAAGAAAUGGUUAAAGACAUCUUGGAAGAUGUUGUCAAAUCAGCUGUGAAAGUGGCUGAAGAAAAACAUGUAAUAGGAACAGUCAAGGCUCAGCCUGUAUUAGAGACUCCAGAUAUUGCUCUUUCUGGCUCUAGUAAUGAAAAUGUACAAACAAAUGGGAUUCCAGAUGACAGACAAUCAGUUUCCUCCACUGAUAAUUUGGAAACAGAUGUGUCUGGACACCAAGCUGCUGCCAAAUUUUCCCAUGUUCUUCAGAAGGAUGCCUUCCUUGUGUUCAGGUCCCUGUGCAAACUCUCCAUGAAACCACUUGGUGAUGGACCACCAGAUCCCAAAUCCCAUGAACUGCGUUCUAAGAUAGUCUCUCUCCAGCUUCUUCUCUCAGUAUUGCAAAAUGCUGGUCCAGUUUUCAGGACACAUGAAAUGUUCAUCAAUGCAAUCAAGCAAUAUCUUUGUGUAGCAUUAUCUAAAAAUGGAGUCUCUUCUGUUCCUGAUGUAUUUGAGCUCUCUCUGGCCAUCUUUCUCACACUGCUCUCAAAUUUUAAGACUCACUUAAAAAUGCAGAUUGAGGUGUUCUUCAAAGAAAUAUUCCUAAAUAUUCUGGAGACAUCUUCAAGUUCUUUCGAACACAAGUGGAUGGUGAUUCAGACUUUAACUAGAAUUUGUGCAGAUGCCCAGUGCGUGGUGGAUAUUUAUGUUAACUAUGACUGUGAUUUAAAUGCUGCUAAUAUAUUUGAACGCCUUGUAAAUGACUUGUCUAAAAUCGCACAGGGACGAAGUGGACAUGAGCUGGGAAUGACACCUUUGCAAGAACUAAGCCUGAGGAAAAAAGGACUUGAAUGUUUGGUUUCUAUUUUAAAAUGUAUGGUAGAAUGGAGCAAAGACCUUUACGUGAAUCCCAAUCAUCAGACCACCUUAGGUGCAUAUAAACCGUCUGAACAGGAAAUGAGUGAAGGUAAAUGCCUUGACAGUGGAGGRAGACGAAGUAGCGUAAGUUCCUUGGACUCCACCGUGUCAUCAGGAGUUGGAAGUGUUGGUACCCAGACCACUGUCCCAGAUGACCCAGAGCAGUUUGAAGUUAUCAAGCAGCAAAAAGAAAUAAUUGAGCAUGGGAUAGAACUGUUUAAUAAAAAACCAAAGAGAGGAAUACAGUACCUACAGGAGCAGGGUAUGCUUGGCACUACCGCAGAGGACAUUGCACAGUUUCUGCACCAGGAAGAACGCCUCUGUUCUACCCAAGUAGGGGAAUUUCUUGGGGAAAGCAACAAGUUUAACAAGGAAGUGAUGUAUGCCUAUGUAGAUCAACUAGAUUUCUGUGGGAAAGACUUUGUCUCCGCUCUGCGGAUAUUUCUGGAAGGUUUCCGGCUGCCCGGUGAAGCCCAGAAAAUUGACAGAUUAAUGGAGAAGUUUGCUGCUAGAUAUAUUGAAUGCAACCAACGGCAAACACUAUUUGCUAGUGCUGACACUGCCUAUGUUCUGGCGUACUCUAUUAUAAUGCUGACUACAGACUUGCAUAGUCCACAGGUAAAGAAUAAAAUGACAAAGGAGCAAUACAUUAAAAUGAAUCGAGGAAUCAAUGACAGUAAAGAUCUGCCUGUAGAGUAUUUAUCCACCAUCUAUGAAGAAAUAGAAGGAAAGAAAAUUGCAAUGAAGGAGACAAAAGAAUAUGCAAUUGCAACCAAGUGUAGUAAGCCAAAUGUAGCCAACGAGAAGCAGCGGAGGUUGUUGUACAACUUGGAGAUGGAGCAAAUGGCUAAAACAGCCAAAGCCCUCAUGGAGGCAGUAAGCCACGCAAAGGCCCCUUUCACUAGUGCCACUCAUCUGGAUCAUGUCAGGCCCAUGUUUAAACUUGUAUGGACUCCAUUGCUGGCAGCUUACAGCGUUGGCUUGCAGAACUGUGAUGACACAGAAGUUGCAUCUCUUUGUUUGGAAGGAAUACGAUGUGCAAUUAGGAUAGCUUGUAUCUUUGGGAUGCAGCUUGAACGAGAUGCUUAUGUACAGGCACUUGCUCGUUUCUCCUUGUUGACCGCCAGUUCCAGCAUUACCGAAAUGAAACAGAAAAACAUAGACACCAUUAAGACRCUUAUUACAGUUGCUCACACGGACGGCAACUAUCUUGGGAACUCUUGGCAUGAGAUCUUGAAAUGUAUUAGUCAGCUUGAACUAGCACAACUUAUAGGAACUGGAGUGAAAACUCGAUAUUUAUCUGGCUCUGGGCGUGAAAGAGAAGGAAGUAUUAAGAGCUAUUCAUCUGGAGGGGAAGAAUUUAUGGGUUUGGGAUUGGGUAACCUGGUUGGGAGUGGAGCUGAUAAGAGGCACAUGGCAAGCAUUCAGGAGUCAGUGGGAGAGACCAGCUCACAGAGUGUGGUGGUAGCAGUAGACAGGAUAUUUACAGGAUCAACGAGGCUUGAUGGAAAUGCAAUAGUUGACUUUGUCCGAUGGCUGUGUGCUGUUUCCAUGGACGAGCUGGCUUCCCCACACCAUCCUCGCAUGUUCAGCCUGCAGAAGAUAGUGGAGAUAUCAUAUUACAAUAUGAAUCGCAUUAGGCUACAGUGGUCAAGGAUAUGGCAAGUGAUUGGAGAUCAUUUCAAUAAGGUUGGAUGUAACCCUAAUGAAGAUGUUGCCAUCUUUGCAGUAGAUUCAUUAAGGCAGCUGUCAAUGAAGUUUCUUGAGAAGGGAGAGUUGGCCAACUUCCGUUUCCAGAAAGACUUCUUGAGGCCUUUUGAGCAUAUUAUGAAAAAAAACAGAUCCCCAACUAUUCGGGACAUGGUCAUACGCUGCAUUGCCCAGAUGGUGAACUCCCAAGCUGGUAAUAUUCGYUCUGGCUGGAAGAAUAUCUUUGCAGUUUUUCACCAAGCUGCUUCUGACCACGAUGGGAAUAUUGUGGAGUUGGCCUUUCAAACUACAGCACAUAUCGUUACAAAUAUUUUUCAACAGCACUUUCCGGCAGCAAUUGAUUCAUUCCAGGAUGCGGUAAAAUGCCUUUCAGAAUUUGCCUGUAACGUAGCGUUUCCAGACACGAGCAUGGAAGCUAUUAGACUUAUUCGUUAUUGUGCAAAAUAUGUUUCAGAAAGACCACAGGUAUUAAGAGAAUACACAAGUGAUGACAUGAAUGUUGCUCCUGGGGACAGAGUAUGGGUCAGAGGAUGGUUCCCUAUAUUAUUUGAACUUUCUUGCAUCAUCAAUCGUUGUAAGUUAGACGUUCGAACAAGAGGCUUGACAGUGAUGUUUGAAAUAAUGAAGAGUUAUGGCCAUACUUUUGAAAAGCACUGGUGGCAAGAUCUGUUCAGAAUUGUGUUUCGUAUUUUUGACAAUAUGAAAUUGCCUGAACAACAAACAGAGAAAUCUGAGUGGAUGACAACUACAUGCAACCAUGCACUUUAUGCAAUCUGUGAUGUAUUUACCCAAUUUUAUGAAGCUUUAAAUGAGAUCCUUCUUCCUGACAUAUUUGCACAGUUACACUGGUGUGUAAAACAAGAUAAUGAACAGCUGGCUCGAUCGGGUACAAACUGUCUAGAAAACCUGGUAAUACUAAAUGGACAGAAAUUCAGCCCUGAAGUCUGGGGCCAAACAUGCACUUGUAUGCUAGAAAUCUUCAAAACUACCAUUCCUCAUGUCUUGCUUACGUGGAGGCCUGCAGGCAUGGAGGAGGAUUCAGCUGAAAAACACUUGGAUUUGGACUUAGAUCACCAGUCUCUAAGCAGCAUGGAUAAAAAUGCUUCAGAAAGAGGACAGAGUCAAUUUUCAAAUCCUACAGAUGAGAGCUGGAAAGGUGGUGCUUAUACAAACCAGAAACUAUUUGCUGGCCUCCUUAUAAAGUGCGUAGUACAGCUGGAAUUGAUACAGACCAUUGAUAAUAUAGUAUUUUAUCCAGCAACAAGCAAGAAGGAAGAUGCUGAGCACAUGGCUGCAGCUCAGAGAGAUGCCCUGGAUGCAGAUAUCCAUAUAGACACAGAAGACCAAGGAAUGUAUAAAUAUAUGUCUUCACAUCACCUCUUUAAGUUACUAGAUUGCUUGCAAGAGUCCCAUUCAUUUUCAAAAGCCUUUAAUUCAAAUUAUGAACAACGAACAGUGUUGUGGAGAGCAGGAUUCAAGGGUAAAUCAAAACCCAAUCUCUUGAAACAAGAGACGAGCAGCUUGGCUUGUUGCUUGAGGAUACUCUUUCGAAUGUACAUCGACGAAAACCGCCGCGACUCGUGGGAUGCCAUCCAGCAGCGGCUGCUCAGUGUGUGCAGUGAAGCCUUGGCCUAUUUUAUUACGGUGAACUCGGAAAGCCACAGAGAGGCAUGGACCAAUCUACUGCUGUUGCUUUUAACAAAAACACUAAAAAUUAGUGAUGAAAAGUUCAGGGCACAUGCUUCAACGUAUUAUCCAUACCUGUGUGAAAUCAUGCAGUUUGACCUGAUUCCUGAGCUUCGAGCUGUGCUACGGAAGUUCUUCCUGCGCAUAGGGGUUGUGUUCAAAAUCUGCAUAACAGAGGAGCAGAUACGGACAGCUGGCACAAAACUACCCUCGUGGUAGCCCGACAUAGAGUUAGUUACUGCUGCUUGUACAUAAAGCUACGUUCCACAGAUGGAUUCAAGUGGAUAGCGGCAGGGGGAAAUGGGACCCUGGUAAAUCAUCAGAGUAGCAAGUUACUCCCACCAUAGUGACAGUUUUUGGAUGAGGAAAAUAAUCUAUUCUGCCCGUCCUACAAAAUUAUCAGUUUUUUAUUUAAUUUAAAUUGUUGCUUACAGAGUUAAUACAGUAGAAGUAAAGUCUGUUUCAAUGCUAGUCAUACUUAAUGAUCAAGUCUGUCUAAUCUAAUUGUUCAGUCUUGCAUCCCAGCUAAAUCUUAAAUCAGCUGGAAAUUAUUCCUCAAUGGAAAUGAUGCCCCUUGGAAAUAAUGAACAUAGCUGUAUAGCCUUGUGAUGUUAGCACAUGUGUUCUAAAUAAACUAUGCUGCAGUGCUAAUCACCACCUAAGAUCAUUCUGGGUUUUUCUUUGUAUGCACCUGACUAGACCACGCAGAGCAGUUUUUAGUUGGGUUGUUGUGGGCACCUGUAGGAUAUUCCAGUUUGGGGAAAGGGUUUUUCCUGCUGUUUAGCAGUUCAUUUUACAAGACUCUUUUUGUUUAAUAGCAGUGUUUCAUAUUCUGAAAUGUUCUUCUGUUCUUAUGAAAGGUUUUAUAUCAGGAGUGAAUACUCCUGAGUAAUAUUUACUCUAGCUUGUUAGUCUUGCAUUAAUUUAAAGCAUUAAAAUGAAACACUUUCAAACUUUCAGUUGACUUUCCUACGCUGCUGGAUCAUGGACCAAGUAUCUAAAGUGAUAUGAUAAAUGAGGUUUUGAAUAAAUAAGUCUUUACCCUGACCAUAAUAUAUUUAGUCAUAAUUCUGUUUAACAAGAAGUGACCUAUCCUUAAUACAUAUCAGCAUUGUGGUUCUUUAUUGCAGAUCCGAAAGUGCUGAUUGUUCAUAUGCCUUUUUUUGUUUGUUUUUCAGUGUCUCACUUGUAGUUCCUUAUUGUGAUUUGGAAAGAUUUAAAAAAAAAUGGAACUGGGAUGCUUUAAGCAAAUUGGAACUUUAAGCUUAUAUGUGUACCACAACAGUUUGCAAAAUACUUCUGUGCUUGGAAGUAUCUAUAAAACAAACAUGUGACCUGACACUAUGUAGUGUUUUCCCUGUGAAUUUUUUUUUUUCUUAGCAAGACUUCAGCUAAUUGAUAUUAUACCAUGGAAAUAGGUGUCACAGAGAACUGAAGUACUGCAGGGUUGAAAAAUCUGUCCUUUGAACUGAUUUUAAUUGCAAAUUGAGCUUUCUCUAAGCAAAGCUUAGCAGGGUAGUAGGGUAGGUGCCACCUCACCUAAUAUGAAACGUGUUAAUGUAUUCAGCACUGUGCUAUCUAUAUUGGGAACCCUGAAAUAUUACAGUAUUUUAAAAAAUGGAAUGGUAUUAAAUACUAGACUUUUCAUUGUGAGGUGAGCUUUC